GGUAUCACCAUCGAUAGUAUAGCAGGCUCCAGUACGUCGGUAUUUGGGGGUGUCAUGUACCACGACUACCAGGAUUCGCUCAAUCGGGACCCCGAGACAGUCCCUCGUUAUUUCAUAACUGGCAACUCAGGAACAAUGCUUUCUAACCGGAUAUCCCACUUCUACGACCUCCGUGGUCCCAGCGUGACGGUUGACACGGCCUGUUCGACAACAUUGACCGCACUGCACUUGGCGUGUCAGAGCUUACGCACUGGGGAAUCAGAUACAGCCGGCAUUGUAGGUGCGAAUCUUCUGUUCAAUGCCGAUGCUUUUGUUACGAUGUCAAACCUGGGGCUCUCCCAAACGCGUGACCAAGAUCCUAUCCGAGCCGUCAUUCAAGAGACAGCACUUAACCAAGAUGGCAAAACACCCGCCAUUACUGCGCCGAGUGAUAUGGCACAGGAACGUCUCAUCCGGGAGUGCUACAGUAAAGCCCGCCUGGAUAUGUCAUAUACCUCGUACGUGGAGGCGGAGGGAGGUUGCUGA
This is a messenger RNA of Penicillium verrucosum, 525 nucleotides long. Its product is annotated as beta-ketoacyl [acyl carrier protein] synthase domain-containing protein. Gene Ontology annotation, biological process: fatty acid biosynthetic process; secondary metabolite biosynthetic process. Gene Ontology annotation, molecular function: fatty acid synthase activity; 3-oxoacyl-[acyl-carrier-protein] synthase activity. The record is from RefSeq and is a predicted model, not a curated record. The annotation marks the transcript as partial. The transcript is spliced from 2 exons. Lineage: Eukaryota; Fungi; Ascomycota; Eurotiomycetes; Eurotiales; Aspergillaceae.